AUGGUUUUCUACAUUCGCUUCCUCAAGGCUCCCAGAUUCACCAAGCAGAAAGGUGCUGUCUCGGCUUCCGCACUGGUCUGCAUUACCACGGAUUUGGGCGAUGCCUUUCUGACCGAAGAUGUGGAUUUGCAUGUGGCCCUGACCGCUGAGGGCACAGGAAAGGCCCUAUAUCAGGAGCCCAUGACAUGGAAGGCCGGCAAGCGUGAGCUGCCAAUCUCGCUGGGACCCUUUCCCGCCCAUCUUUCCCAACAGACAGUCGUGCUAGCAGUGACCGCAGCCGACUGCGCUAAGCUGCAAGCACCGUUGCCAGACUCACUAAUUGGAAAGUCUGGACUCCCGCUGGUUGUCUCAGGCUGGAGUGCUCCAUUUGGCGGGUCACAGUCUUUAGUGGCCGAGAAGCUUGUAGAAAGACGCUUCGGGCCGGAUGACAAGCUUGGUUUGAGAAUCUGGGAAGAGACCGGGAACAGCAUCGCCCGGCAUAUCUGGGAUGCAGCGGUGGCGUCAGUUAUCUAUCUUCAGAAGAUAAUCACCGGAGAUCCCGGGGUUUCUGCACCGUUAUUACAGGGGCUACUUCGAGGAUCACGCAGCGGCCCCCUUCAUGCCAUCGAGCUGGGAUCUGGAUGUGGCAUUGUGGGCAUCGCGCUAGCAGAGCUCCUGCCCGAGUGCUCAGUGACGCUUACAGAUCUUCCCGAGGUCGAAGAAAUCGUAACCAAGAAUAUCGCAGUUGCCCGACCGGCUCAGUCCUCAGCACUUCAAUUUCAAACGCUGGAUUGGGAUGAGGCACUUCCGAAAGAUCUCUGCAGCGGCUCAGUUGACUUGGUCCUUGUCUCGGAUUGUACCUAUAAUGCAGACAGCUUGCCCGCCCUAGUUUCAGUCCUGGACCGCUUGCUGCAGAUGUCACCCGAUGCAGUCAUCUUAGUGGCGCUGAAGAGACGCCACGAGAGUGAGACAAUUUUCUUUGAACUCAUGCGUUCUGCGGGGCUCUGCAAUUUGCAUCUGGACUGCAUGCAGCUGCCGUCCGAGCACGAACAGCAUGAUCAGAUCGAGCUGCAUUGCUAUGGCCGAGAAGGGAAGCAUCAAAAAUGA
Molecule: messenger RNA, 1086 nt
Organism: Aspergillus homomorphus CBS 101889
Lineage: Eukaryota; Fungi; Ascomycota; Eurotiomycetes; Eurotiales; Aspergillaceae
Product: protein N-lysine methyltransferase family protein
Exons: 2
Coding region: 1-1086 (361 amino acids)
Source: RefSeq, a predicted model, not a curated record